This is a messenger RNA of Rhipicephalus microplus (southern cattle tick), 7128 nucleotides long. RefSeq names its product focal adhesion protein tensin (gene by). Gene Ontology annotation, cellular component: focal adhesion. The record is from RefSeq and is a predicted model, not a curated record. NCBI's taxonomy places the organism in Eukaryota, Metazoa, Arthropoda, Arachnida, Ixodida, Ixodidae. Gene Ontology annotation, molecular function: protein binding.
AUUGCCGCUGGCCGGUCGGCUGGCGAUUCGACUUGUCCGUUUGUCUGCCGUGUUCGAGAGUUGCCCGUGCGGCGUCGCCGGUGCCCGACGUGCAUCGCGUCGUGCUCCUCCCGCCUCGAGGUCGUUCCUGCGCGGACGCAACGGGGAUCGACUGCAACGACGCUCGUUUCCCGUCGCGACGACAGCUGUCGACUGACGAUCGACGUCGCCUUCUACGAGGAGUCAUCGCACGACGGUCGGAUACAUCACCCGAGAAGCCCUUACUGAGGCGCCGGCUGCAGAGGCGGGGUCCUGGAGGCACCGUCAUUGACCCUGAUUUUGCUGCGUACCCAAAGAGAAAAAGAUAUCCUGGAUACACCGGAAAACACACGCUUGCAACAAGGGAAGCUAACGGCGCUUGUUUGGAAGCAUCUGUGUGCCGUGUGGUUUUGCCCGCUUUAGGCGCCACAGCUUUUUUUUUUUUUUUAACUGAGUCAGAUUGCCCUGCCAGAGCGGAUGCGGACGCAGCACGAGGUAUCUCUCUGAGAUAACGACUGUCAAGAGGCCGACCAGAUGAAGAAAAGGAAACGAUGCGCCGAGCUGACGUUCGAAAUGUGCGCCUGAAAAUUAAGCGAAGAUGGCAAGGGCCAAAACUAGAUGGCUUUCGAAACAGUAUCGGCAAGCCUCGCAGAUAACGUGCGAGGCAAAAAGCUGAGCAGAUCAUCGCAUACUGAUGACGCCGCGAUAACGCCGGAUUUCGACCCACGCGCUCUUGCAAAAGUUCGUCCGAAAUUUGAGUGACAGUGUUAAACGAACUCGCCGCAACAUGUGGGGCUGCCUGGGCAAGUCGAAGAAACGCCGCAAAGCGGUCAUCAGCAUAGUGCGCAGUCCAUCGCCGGGCUGUCGCUGUUCCUGCCACGGACAGUCCUUGCAACAGCGCAAACAGGUGAUAUCCUCCUGUGACCCCAAACAGAGUUAUGAGUUGAAUCGCAGUGAAAGCAGAGAACUCCGACAUUCCAGGAGAUCGAAGAGUCCUGGAUCCCGAUCACUUGAACGAACGAGAAGUCCGAGAAGCCUCGAACGACAACUUAGUUUCGCCAUGGAUGUGACAUACGUAACGGAGAAGAUUAUCGUUGUCACUUUCCCCGAAGGUGGAUUGGACACCACCUAUCGCAGUAACCUGAAGGAGGUGACCCGAAUGCUAAGGACGAAGCAUGGCAACAAGUACACGGUGUUCAAUCUUUCCGAAAAACGACACGACCUCGCCAGGCUCAACAGCCAGAUUGCGGAGUUCGGAUGGCCUGCACAUCUCUCACCGCCUCUCGAGAGGCUCUGCACCAUCUGCAAGAGCCUGGACUCAUGGUUCCACGCCGAUUCGCAGAACGUCGCGAUCCUUCACUCCAAGGGUGACAAGGGCCGCGUCGGCGUCGUACUGGCUGCGUACCUGCACUACACCAGCAUAUGCGCCAGCGACAAUCAAGCACUCGACCGGUUAACAAUGCGAAGGUACUACGAGGACAAGCUGUACUCUUCGAUGCAUCCUUCGCAGAAAAGGUAUGUCCACUACUUCACGGAGCUUCUGUCCGGCAACAUUAAGAUGAACAACAAUGCUCUGUACCUGCAUCAUGUCAUCCUUCACGGGAUUCCAAACUUCGACAACAGAGGAGGUUGUCGGCCGUUUUUCAAGAUCUACCAAGGCAUGCAGCCGGUGUACACGUCGGGCGUACACGUGGCCACGGACGGUUCCCGGCGGCUGGUGGUGCCACUGGAAGCGAGCCAAGCCCUCCGCGGAGACGUGCUCAUCAAGUGCUACCACAAGAAGCAGCGGCCCGCUGGUCGGACGCCCAUCUUCCGGGUGCAGUUCCACACGUGCACGCUGGACGGCGGCAAGGUGUUCUUCGGAAAGGCGGACCUGGACGACGCCGUCUCCGAUCCCCGUUUUCCCGACGACGGUCAAGUGGAGUUGCUGUUCUCAGAUCGACCUGAUGAUUUCCGAGGAAACGGUUCUGUGUCCGAUGUCGUCAGCACAGCCGACCAGACGAAAGAUCCUCUGGUCAGGCACGACUCGUACGAAAACUUCGACCUCAUUCAUGAAGACAGCCAAAGUGAUCUGGACGAUCUAAUCGAGCCGACCAACAUUUCUGUUCCCCACGCAGAGGGUCCCCUUGACGGAAACCUCUACGCAGUGGUGACAAAGAGGCAGCCCGUGGACGACGGCCCCUUUUCCCCUCCUCCCCCAACUGCCGCCGACACUGACGUGCUAGACGGGCCGCAUACUGUGAGCAUGGACUCUGGCAUCUCCUCCUCCUCGGGCCUGCACGGAAACCCUAGCCCACAGGGGCUGCUCCACAAGGUGCCCAACGGAGGCACCGUCGAAGUGGAAGUGCACCACUCGGCUGACGGUGGCCAGCUGCACCAGCAGCAGCAACCAGCAGCAGCGCGGAACCCCCUGCGGUCAGAGCACGCCGAGUUGGACGACCUGCUGGACGGGAUGCUGCGAGAGAUCCGCUCCAUGCCCAACCACCCGUCAAAUCCGGCACUUGGGAGCCGCCCGAAUCCGUCGCACUCGUACGGCACGCUGCCCCACGCCAGUCCCAGCUCGUUUUCGAAUCCAGGUCACGGCACCAUCUACUACUCGUACUCGUCGCACACCACAUCCUCGGAGCCUCCGACGGCGGUGGUGCAGCGCAACGGCGGCGGAGACCACCACCCAGCUGGUUACCAGCGCUGGCCACUGCACCACCAGGAGUCGUUCGACAGCCGGUCGCCGGACAGCGGCCACCGAACCACGUCGCCCUUCUCGUACGGCGUCGAGUACGGCAGCCCCGCGCUCAGGCGCCGACGAGCGCACUCCGAGUCGGCCAGGGACUCGUUCGAGGAUCGCAGCUACGGCACACUGCGAGACGCCUCGCUCAGCCCGGAGCCCGUGGUGGGAAGUCAGUCAUGGCUACAAAAGCAACAGCAGAAAUUGCGUGCCCGCCGGGAAGGUUCGUGGGAAGACAGGCAUCGCAAGGAGAGGCAGUUGAUCGCAGAAUUGCGCACCGCCACCGCGAUGCGUAGUCCCGAACCACAGAACGGCACUGUGGACAUGUCACCGCUGAACGGCGACGUUGGAACGUUCAAGGGCACCAACUACUCAACGCCACUGCACAUCCACACGAGCAGCAAGCCUCCGAUCCAUCGUGGCCUCAGUGCACCAACGUCGCCCAUCAUACCGUCGCGGACAAGCAGCCGGGAUGUGACGCUGCGCAGGUACCCUCAGUGGCAGCCGCAGCCACUGCCGACAACCGUGCAGCCCAUCGUGCGCCAGAAAUCGGACACGUCUUUCGACCGGGAGAGGCCGUUCGUGGAGGCCAAGCGAACACACCAGCAGGCGCGAGACCACUUGGCGGCCGGCAACGCGCCAGGUACGUCUCCGCAUCGGCUCAUAUCGUCGUCGGUCGUGUACGGCGAUCCUAGUGAUCCCGCGCGGAGACCGGGUGUGUUGGCCGGUAGUCCCCCAUCCGCCAGCACUGCUCCGCCGCCGAGGCGAGACGACAUUCUGGCCAUGUUGAAUGACCCGCCGUUCUCGACGGCGCCGAAGACGUCUUCUCCUGUCGGGACAGCACAAUACAAGGUAGAAGAACCGGUACAAUUGCGUGAGAUGGCACCAAUAGCCCAGUCAACUCCGAACAAGUACGGGCAGGACGACAGCUCCCUGGAAGGCUCGUCGCCUUGGCCCACGAGGGGAACGGACGACAGUCCGUCGGCCAGUCCUUCCAGCGGGACGGACCGGCCGGCCACGCCAGCAUUUCCUGUGCCUCCGCGGACGCCCUACAUGAAUCAAGACUCGUCGGGGGGACUACCGCCUAAAAGCCCAACCCUUUCGCGCCGGAGGAGCCCCUCACCGGCCACCGUGAGUGCCUUGCAGCAGAGCCUGCCCCCUUCAUCGGGACUUCCAACAAGUCCCAAUGGCCAGAGCUCACCGACAGUCUACUUUGGCCAGUCGAGGAGGUCAAGCAUGCUCUCCCUGGCAGAUUCUCCUGAAGUCAUCCAUCAUCACCCUGUUUUUGUUAAGGACACCUCCAAGUAUUGGUACAAGCCCAACAUCAGCAGGGAAGAAGCCAUCCACGUGUUGAAGACAAAGCCACCGGGCACGUUCAUUGUCCGGGACAGCAACUCAUUUCCUGGUGCAUUUGGUCUGGCACUCAAGGUGGCAAGCCCUCCUCCGAAUGUCCAGACUCGAUCAGGUGACCCAUCAAAUGAGCUGGUACGGCAUUUCUUGAUUGAGCCUACUGCCAAGGGAGUUCGACUCAAGGGCUGUGCCAAUGAACCUGUCUUCGGGAGCCUGUCUGCCCUUGUUUACCAGCACUCCAUCACGCCGCUGGCUCUUCCUUGCCGACUGCUGUUGCCGGAGUCUGAAAUUGGAGGUGAACCCUUCUGGACAGGCGAUGUUGUGGACAGCACCACCGCACCAACAACUGCUGCUACUACGGCUUCUAGUCUGCUGCAGCAAGGAGCAGCUUGCAAUGUGUUGUACCUAUGCACCAUGGACAUGGAGUCACUGACGGGUCCACAGGCAGUACGACGCGCUAUGGCUGAGCUGCUGGCCAUCUCACCACCACCUGUGCCCACUGUGGUCCACUUCAAGGUCUCCUCCCAGGGCAUCACCCUCACCGACAACAACAGAAAGUUAUUUUUUAGGAGGCAUUACGCGCUUAACGCGAUAAGUUUCUGUGGCACUGACCCUGACGACAGGCGCUGGACUCAAAAAGAUGAAGAUGCAGGCGUCACUGUCACUGCUAGGUGCUUUGGCUUUGUGGCUCGCAAACCAGCAAGCAAGACAGACAACCAGUGCCACUUGUUUGCCGAGCUGGAUCCAGAGCAGCCAGCAUCGGCCAUCGUCAACUUCGUUGGCAAAGUCAUGGAUAGUGCUGGAAUAUCAGCAACGCGGGCGAACAUGAUAUAGACGUACUCUACUGGUUGUACAAAGCUAACGCGAGCUGUCUAGCCAUAUCUCUCAAGGUUAGUGAUGCUCUGAGGGCACUGCUAGUGCUUUGAAGGCGCACAAAAGGCAAAGACUGCAGCUGCGAUAGCACUUUCUCGUGCUGCACCGUUAAGCGUGUGUUAAUAUUUUAUUGUGAGUGUUCCUAUCAGCACCACGUCAGUGCAAGCCCAAAGUGCAAAGCCUAAUCAAUUGUUAAACGCGAGAAGAUAUAUUUGACAUCGAAUCCUAUAAUUAUGCAAGCUAGAAUACAAAGCAAAUAUACAAAUGUUUUACAUACUUGAGGCUGAAGGACUGUAUGAAACAGUGACACUUUUGGCUUUACUUGCGUUCCGGGUGAGGAAGCUAAAUCGCUUACGUUGACGUUAUUCACUACAGCAAGAAAAAGGCAAACCAAAGGAUGUCUCGCUAUGGAAGGCCACAACAGCUGGCUAGACAGCUUUGAUUUGGUAGGGCUAGUGAAUUGUUGUACAUUGUGAUCAGUUUAUAAUCAUUGUUAUGAAUUAAGAAAGAAUUGUCAUUUUUCUUAGACCUUUUUGCGCAAAAGCAAAGCUUGAAAUGCUAAGACGAUGGCUAUGGUUCUUACUAAUGCACAUCAUGUUUCAAAUGAAAUGAGAAACAAGCCUGUUUGUGCUUGCUUUUAAUCUCUGAGGUAAUAGCAACCUUACCAUGUGUCACAAGAGGGCCACAAGUAGUGGUUGUACCAUAUAUCAAGCAUUAAACGUACACAUUUGAUUUUUAUUAGUUCCUUGCAGGUCUUGCAAUGAGCUUCUAAGUGUUCUAAUCAUCAUUUUUUCCAAAGUGCAACAAAAACUUCUUUGUCUGUAUGGAACAAGAGUGCAUAAAAAUGAAGCAUUUAAGCAUUCAUAUUAUGUUUAUUUAGAGACAUUGAAAAAGAUGUGUGAAUUCAAUUCUACAAAAAUCAAGAUAGAUUCUAAAUUAACUUAUGCAUGGCAUCAUUCUGCCUCUACCUUUAAAAGUGCAAAACCAGCUGCACUAAAGGGCAGCAGUUAAAUAUUCACCCUUCCAUGGAGGGCAGCUCAAAUUAAGUAUAUUCAUUUUUAAUUCAGUUGCUUCUUAUAAUGUAGAAACAGGAUAUAUGAAUUAGUUUCACAAACUUUUAUGGAAAUAUUUGUACGGAAGGAGGUUAUUGAGGGGUAAUGCAGUACCGGAGUGUCGCAUGUUAUAAUGAAUUUGAGUACCACACUGAUAUUGUAAUGUAAAUUUCCUUUAUUUUAAUGCAUACACAAAAUAAAGAAAGCACGAACAGCACUGCCCAGCACAUGUGUGCUGUUGUGCAGUAUUUUAGUGUAGAUGUGAAGAAAUUAAGUGGUUAACAAACAUUCUGUGAGAAAAAAAAGCGGGGUUUACUGCUAUUCUUUUCCCGGCACACUUUGUCGAACACAAUAUUGUACACAAGUAUGUGUUCCUUGAAAGUGUAAGUGUUCCACAAAUAAAUGAUCGGAUCGCACAGGUUUCUUUUUUCUGACCCAGAGGUUAAGGUGAGAAAAACAUCUUAAGAUCAAAUGAUAAUGCAAGCCACUGCUAUUAUUGCUUCAUUUAGUGUACUGUCGCUACUGUGAGCUGGUGAAUUGCUUGCUUCAUGAAUUUUGCAUUUUCAAGAUCGUUGUUGUAAUGCUUUUCCAGAACGCGGGAAAUUCAUUUUGACAGGCAUAAAGAAACCCUGCCUUGCUAUUCAGUAGCGGCCACACCUUGCUGCAGCGUGUGCUCGAAGUGUGGCUUUUCAAUGUGGCAACAAAGGGUGUUCUAGCUGUGUGAACAAGAGUGCCUAUAGUGCAUUGACAUGUGCUAAACCUGUCAUUGGGUGCAAUAUGACUCGCCCACAAGAAGGCCUUGCAAGGAACGUUUGUUUCAUGUACUGCUGUCAGUGCACACGAAUGUGUCCUUCCGCACAAAAUAUGCCGUGGUAUUAUUGUGGCAUGAACGGGCAGUUACCUUAUUGCGACCGUUUUGAUGCACAUAACUCUGCUAAGUGUUCACUGUUUUGAAAUGUGACUCUGCAUUCAGCGCUUCAUAACAUAUUACUCUAUAUACAUAUAAAUAUUAUAUAUAAGAUGCUACUGUUGAUGUUUUCUUUGUAGAUUGUCAUAGAAGUGCCAUCUUUUAACAGAUUCUUGUCUCGCUAAUAAAGUAAAGUGGCUGUA